AAAAUUGAAGAAAGUAUAGCAGAACAAAAAACUAUUGAUAUAUUUAGACAACAAAUUGAAGAUUUGAUCAAAGAAAAUAAUGAAUUAAAAACAAAAAAUGAAGAAUUAACUAAAGUAGCAGAACAGAAUUUAAUUUAA
Messenger RNA from Racocetra persica, 138 nucleotides. NCBI's taxonomy places the organism in Eukaryota, Fungi, Glomeromycota, Glomeromycetes, Diversisporales, Gigasporaceae. The record is from the annotation of a GenBank genome assembly.